This is a messenger RNA of Peronospora belbahrii, 1650 nucleotides long. NCBI's taxonomy places the organism in Eukaryota, Oomycota, Peronosporomycetes, Peronosporales, Peronosporaceae. The record is from the annotation of a GenBank genome assembly.
AUGAAAGAAUCCACACCACUCUUAUCACUUGCUACUCCUCAUCCAGAAGAAGAAGAACCUGUUGAUGUUACUGCUGAAUUCUGGAGCUUAACGUGGAUGGCAUUCCAAGUCUCCCUCUCAACCUUUGCACGUAUUGCACUUAUUUCAGUUGAUAGUGCAUAUCUUGGACAUUUAGGUACUUCAUCACUUGCUGCUGCAUCCUUAGCAUCAACGUGGACAAAUGUACCACUUGCUGGUGUUUGGUCAGGAGCUACUGCUCUUGUAACACUCUGUGGUCAAGCAUGGGGGGCAAAGAAUGGAACGUUAGCUGGUAUUUGGUUACAACUGGGUCUUGUUCUUGUCUCGUUCCUUUCACUUCCUGUCAUCCUUUGGUAUUGGUGGUGUAUUGGCUACUUGCUUGAAUUCUCCACGGAUGAUCAAGAGGUUCUCGAGCUUGGGAUACGCUUUGCACGAAUUCUAUCACUAAGUAUCUGGCCUUCCUUAAUCUACGCAUGUGUACGUCUCUAUUUUCAAUCCAUGGGGAUCAUGUCUCCUGUCACAAUUGUUGGUACUUUAUCCAUUGGUGUCGCCUGUGCUGCUAAUUCCAUUCUCAUCUUUGGCGUCUUUAACUGGAAAGGUAUGGGCUUUAAUGGUUCUCCCAUUGCAACAGUCAUUGCAGCAUGGUUCCAGCCAAUCUCUCUCAUCGCGUAUUGCAUCCUAUAUAAAAAGAUGCACUUGCAAGCCUGGGCUGGAUGGCAAGUAUCUGCGUUCACACGAGACAGACUCAAGAUGUUUAUAAGUAUUGCAGGACCAGUGGCAGCAAAUAGUAUGGUAUCCAACUUGGCCAAUUCUGCUUUGACACUUGUAGCAGCAAAGCUUGGGUCCAAUGUCAUUGCAGCUAAUGCAAUGAUCUCGGGACUCUGGUCCCUCUUAUGGGCGCUCUUUUGGGGCUAUGGCUCAGCAACGCAGAUUCGUGUGGCCAAUUAUCUUGGGGCUGGACGUCCCAAGGCUGCAAGAGUGCUCGGCUUUUUGGGAUUUCUCUGUACAGUCUGCACGGUUGUCGUCUUGGCUAUUGCUACAUUUGCCAUGCGCGAAACGCUCUUCCGCUUGUACUCGAACGAUGAUACACUCCUGCAGUUGUGUAUGCUAGUCCAGCCAAUCUUUAUCACGGGUUACAUGAUCGAGUCGGUCGAAAUCUUGAUCUCAUCCGUGCUGGCAGGUAUGGGUGAAGUCUCAGUCACGGCCUGGGUAAGCUCACUCAGUGUAUGGUGCAUUGAGCUCCCAAUUGCCUACUUUGGUGGUGUCACGUUUCGUCUCGGUUUCUCGGCGUUAUGGUACGGUGUGUGCAUGAUGGAGCUAGUCAAGCUAUCGAUCUUCACAUUUGUUUUGAUACGCAUCGACUGGGCAAAGAUGGCAAAGCGUGCGGUGAGGAACAUGGAUGCUAGUAAUGAUACAAAUGCUGGCGUUGAGCGAGAGUCGCUGCAAUAUGCCAUGACAGAAGGUGGCAACACGCUUGGCAGUCUUGCGCCAGUCGUGAGAUCUCCUGCAGCGCAAGAACUCAUGACGCCGUGUGGACGACGACGUCAAUGGGACCAAAUGGAAGACGGACCGUUGCUACGCUCGCCCUUUUUCACAAGAACGCCCCGUUCGGAUACAUUUGCUCGGGCUUAG